AUGGAAAUCGAUUUCACUCAUUCACACAACCCGACUCUAUUUGGUUCACUAUCUGUCUCUCCGCCAGCAUCAAUGUUCGAUUCAUUCUCGCCAUUACUCCAAUUCAACGAUGACUUUCUGGAUGUUCUAAAUCCGACGUCCACCGACGAUGAUACUGAUGAUUGGAUGAAACCGUUAUUACUCGAUCAAUUGUUUGAACAUGACUUUUUAUCACCACAACUUUCACCCGAUGAUAUGGAAGUGAAACAAGAAAAACCACAAGACGAUGACAAACGAAAAUUAAUAUCGCUGAAUAACAACUGUUCAUUUAUUGUCGAUGAAAAGUUUCUUUCGAAUAAUUUUUCUCAACAGCAGCAUCGAGAAAACGAUCUGUUAGACUUUCUUCAACAGCAUACUGAACAACAAUUACCACCAUUACCAACUACCACGACAACAACUGUUCGAUUAAUACAUCAACCAAAAAUCGAACCGGCUGAAUUACCAACAACGCUGUACGUUAGUGGCAAUGAAUUACAAUUUCAUCCAAUUGUAACAACGAAUAAUACCGUCAGUAAAACUAUAGGGCAUACUUACACAACAACAACAUCGUCACCUAUUUCAUCGGUCCCGAUACAGCCAUCAGUGCCUAUCGUGCCUGCUAGAGUCUUGAAAGGCAAAAAAUUUAAGAGAGGUGGACGUGUUUCAUCACGAGCUACAUCAAGAAGUACUGCAGCUGCAAAAAGACGAUUAAAUUCGACAGCAGCAGAACCAAAGGCAAGUGUAGUCAUCAUCGCAGAAGAUGCGACACGCAUCGAUUCGAAAACAACAACAUUAGGUUUAAGCUCAACGGGUGCAUGUUCAAACGAUACAGAUCUUUUGAAAUCUUCGCCAUCGACAACAACAUCAACACGUUCAUCUACUCGGCGACGUGUUAAAUCAACGCCACGAGAAGUGAUUUUAUUUCGGAAUGGUGCGUUCAUUUCUAAAGAACCAAUAGCUAAACAACAACCAACAACAACGCUGUGCUUCGAAACAACUACAACAUCACCAUCGAAUCCCAAUUGUCCAUUGCCGCCUCCACCAUUACAUCAACAACAGAUCACUGCAACAGGUCUACAAGCAGCUGCUCAAAUCGUUGCUUGUAAUGUUCUCCGGCAAGCGACAUUAAACGAUGCACUCAUAGAACAAUUGAUAAAACGUGAACCAGCCAAUACCGACGACGAUUUUCCUAUCUAUUGUUACUCAAGUCCAUCAUUGUCAUCAUCAUGCACAAUGACAGCAGCUAUGGAUGAGUACGAAAAUAGUUGUUCAACAACACUAAAAAUCCUUGGAUGUAAUACCACUGCCCCUCUACAUCCUCCGCCAUCGAAUAAUGCGACAACAACAACAACAACAAUUGAACUACUUACUUUUGCUGCUUUACAACAACAACAACAACAGCAUCGUCAACCACAAUUUUGUUACAUUAAACAAGAACCAGGUUCUACAACAACAACUACGACAACGUUUCUUCUUCCUCGAUUACUUCCACAGUGA
Molecule: messenger RNA, 1515 nt
Organism: Adineta ricciae
Lineage: Eukaryota; Metazoa; Rotifera; Eurotatoria; Adinetida; Adinetidae
Source: the annotation of a GenBank genome assembly